This is a messenger RNA of Gaeumannomyces tritici R3-111a-1, 2018 nucleotides long. RefSeq lists its product as hypothetical. The transcript has a single exon. Gene Ontology annotation, molecular function: zinc ion binding. Gene Ontology annotation, biological process: protein import into peroxisome matrix. The coding region runs from base 285 to 1775 and encodes 496 amino acids. Gene Ontology annotation, cellular component: peroxisomal membrane. Lineage: Eukaryota; Fungi; Ascomycota; Sordariomycetes; Magnaporthales; Magnaporthaceae. The record is from RefSeq and is a predicted model, not a curated record.
GUUCAGCUCCAUCCCUUGCGCUUCCGCUGGUCCCCAUCAAAUCCAUCUGUUCAACCUCGGCUCGGCUGUGCUGGCGGCCUGGCUGCCAACCCCAACUUCCCUACCCCCAGACACAUAUCCCACAGCUAUCGAGACCCGACUCUGCAUGCAUACGAGAGACCCCCCAAUGCGCCGAAAUCGACAACGCCUCGACUCGGUCCCAGUUGCUCGACCAUUAGGUUGAUCGCUGUCGCUCCCCUGAAAACAAACCCCCUGACCGACGAGCGAGCCCUCGAGAAAGGCCCAUGUCGAUGCCGCCCUCCUUCGCCGAGGCGCAAGCUAGACUUGCUGCCCGCCGACAACAGCGCGAGGCCGAGGCCCAGGCGCGCGAUGCCGCCGCUCUAUCCGCCUCCCGCCUGCGCCGCCACAUCGCCCAGACGAACUCGUCGUCACCAUUGAUACGGGGCAUGGGCGCGUCGGUCCUGUCGUUCUGGGACGCCGCCACGUCGCGCGAGGGCACGCGCCCAUCCUUCCGUGUCGGCCAGGUUGAUGCCGAGCUGCUGGACGAGGAGCUGCUGGGCCUGCUGCGCGGCCAGGUCAACGAGGCGUUGAAAUACCUGGGCGGCGGCGGCGGCACCGCCAGGAUGGGCGACGACUGGGCCCCCGAGAUCCUGCUCGUGCUCCGCGCCGUCCUUUUUAAGCUCACCGUCUGGGACCACGGCGCCACCUACGGCGCGGCGCUUCAGAACCUCAAAUACACGGACGCAAGACAAGACAGCACGCGCCUGUCCCCGCCGUCCAGGCUACAAAAGUCGCUUUAUGGCGCCGUCACAGUCGGUGGAAAGUACCUUUGGACAAAGUGGGAGGACUGGCUCAUAGGGCAGGACAACGGAUACGACGCCCCGGCGCCGAGGAUACAACGGUUCACACGUCUCACCUCGAUGGCCUCCAAUGUCCACGCCGCGGCAGCACUCGCCUCGUUCCUGGCCUUCUUGGUCCAGGGCCGCUAUCGGACCCUGCUCGACCGCCUGCUGCGCAUGAGGCUCGCGCCACUUACCAGCCAGGUCAGCCGCGAGGUCUCGUUCGAAUACCUCAACCGACAGCUCGUCUGGCACGCCAUGACAGAGUUUCUGCUCUUUUUCCUCCCACUGAUCGGCAUAAAGCGCUGGCGCAAAUGGUUCUCGCGGGCCUGGAGGCGCACAAAGGAGGUGGUCACGGCGGGCACGGCCGACGACGGCCAAGGACAGAAGGAGAAGAAGGGAGAGCUCGCGUUCCUGCCCGAGAGGACGUGCGGCAUCUGCUACCACGACCAAAACUCGGGCCAGAACACCGAGAACGAGGUGAUGGCGGCGGCCGCGUCCAGCGGCGUGGUGGGCUCGGCGCAGACGGACGUGACCAACCCCUACGAGACGAUACCCUGUGGCUGCGUCUACUGCUUCGUCUGCCUAGCCACGCGGCUCGAGCGCGAGGAGGGUGAGGGCUGGACGUGCCUGCGCUGCGGCGAGCUCGUCAAGGAGUGCAAGCCCUGGAACGGGGACGUGCUCGAGCCGCCGUCGUCGGCUAGGACCAGGUCCCCGGGCGCCAAGGCGGUCACGUUCGCCGACGACGUCGUGGAUGCCGCGCCCAGCUUGUCCCAGUCCGCGUCCCCGGACCUGCGCAGGCUAGAGCCCGAGGCCAUGGCGGACGGCGAGGCCGAGUCGAGCCAGGUGCUCGUCAACAAUACCGACAGCUCCGGAGAGGACGACUCGGAGGCUUAUGAGGAGGAAGAGGACGAGCUCGGAGAGGACAUGAUGUAAUGAAAUUGCUGUUUUAGUUUUUUCAUGUAUGUGUAUAUAUCCUCUAGCCGGCUGGCGGUCAGCGUCUAUUCUGUGGGGGUGGCGUGAGAUGUGCGCCACGGGCUGUUUUUAAUACUUGAACUUGAUGUUCUUUGUUGUCAUCCUCAACUCCCAAAAUGGCGAUUCAUAGAAUCCAUAAUAUCCUCUACAUAUAUAUAACCAGCGCGGGGCCCUUCCUGCAUGUGACUGGCGGCACAGCACCCU